Molecule: messenger RNA, 1991 nt
Organism: Aegilops tauschii subsp. strangulata
Lineage: Eukaryota; Viridiplantae; Streptophyta; Magnoliopsida; Poales; Poaceae
Product: aspartic proteinase nepenthesin-2
Biological process (GO): proteolysis
Molecular function (GO): aspartic-type endopeptidase activity
Source: RefSeq, a predicted model, not a curated record
AUGGCCGGAUCCAUGCGGGAGGGGUGCGACAGCAAAUCAGUGAUGCCUCCAGCACCCUGCUCUGGUCAAACCGCACGCGCUCUACUUAUAUUCUCCCGACGCCACCAGCUCCAUCCCCAUCACCUGCCUCCACCAACCAUGGCCGCGUACUGCUCUCUGCUGCUGGCCUUGCUCCUCGCGCUCUCCUCCUCCUCGUCGGCGUCGGCGGCAACCCCGUAUGGCUUCGAGUUCCCGCAGUUCAACGCCGCCGUCGCCGACGCCGGUUGCGACGGCAAGCUGGUCGCCGAGGAGGAGGCGCUCGCGCGCCGGGUCCCGCCGCUCAAGCUCCACAUGACCCACCGGUCCGCCGCCGCGGGCGCGACGGGGACGGGCUCCUUCUUCCUGGAGUCGUCCGAGAAAGACGCCGUCCGCAUCGAUACGAUGCACCGGAGGGUCGCCCUGUCCGGCUCCGGCGCGGGGCAGAGGGGUUCGGCGCCGAGGAGGGCGCUGUCGGAGCGGGUCGUGGCCACGGUGGAGUCCGGCGUGGCGGUCGGCUCCGGGGAGUACCUUGUGGACGUGUACGUGGGCACGCCGCCGCGCCGGUUCCGCAUGAUCAUGGACACAGGCAGCGACCUCAACUGGCUGCAGUGCGCGCCCUGCCUCGACUGCUUCGAGCAGAGCGGGCCCAUCUUCGACCCGGCGGCGUCCACCUCCUACCGCAACGUCACCUGCGGGGACAGCCGCUGCGGCCUCGUCUCGCCGCCGGAGACAGCGUCGCCCAGGGAGUGCCGCCGCCCGCGGAGCGACCCCUGCCCCUACUACUACUGGUACGGCGACCAGUCGAACACCACCGGCGACCUCGCGCUCGAGGCCUUCACCGUCAACCUCACAGCCACCGGGACCCGGCGCGUGGACGGCGUGGCGUUCGGGUGCGGCCACCGGAACCGCGGCCUCUUCCACGGCGCGGCGGGGCUGCUGGGGCUCGGCCGCGGCCCGCUCUCGUUCGCGUCGCAGCUGCGCGGCGUCUACGGCGGCCACGCCUUCUCCUACUGCCUCGUGGAGCAUGGCAGCGCGGCCGGGAGCAAGGUCAUCUUCGGCCACGACGACGCGCUGCUCGCGCACCCGCAGCUCAACUACACGGCCUUCGCGCCGGCCACGGACACGGACACCUUCUACUACCUCCAGCUCAAGUCCAUCCUCGUGGGCGGGGAGGCGGUCAACAUCUCCUCCGACACCCUUGCCGCCGGCGGCACCAUCAUCGACUCCGGCACGACGCUGAGCUACUUCCCGGAGCCGGCGUACCGGGCGAUCCGGCAGGCGUUCAUCGACCGCAUGAGCCCGUCCUACCCGCUCAUCGCCGGGUUCCCGGUGCUGAGCCCGUGCUACAACGUGUCCGGAGCCGGAAAGAUCGAGGUGCCGGAGCUGUCGCUGGUGUUCGCGGACGGCGCGGCGUGGGAGUUCCCGGCGGAGAACUACUUCAUCCGGCUGGAGCCGGAGGGGGUGAUGUGCCUGGCCGUCCUGGGCACGCCGCGCUCCGGCAUGUCCAUCAUCGGCAACUACCAGCAGCAGAACUUCCACGUUCUCUACGACCUGGAGCGCAACCGGCUCGGCUUCGCGCCGCGCCGGUGCGCCGAGGUCUAGGCCGGCCGGCCGCCGUCCAUCGUCCAUUAUUCCAUUUUGACUGAUUGGUUCGAUUGAUUGGUCGGUCGGUUGUGCUCCACGUACGUAGGUAGGCAAAAAGUGGCCGUGCUAACUGUAUUGGAAGAACGAACGAACAAAGUGGGUUGGGUGUAGAAAUUUUGGCACCGGGUUUUCGUACCUUACGAAGCCACGUACGUAGGUGGCUGCUAACACUUUGGUUAUUUAUUUUUUGCGAGACUUUGGGGCUUGUGUUCAUAUGUACGACUCCAGAUGGAAUGCUCUGUUUGGUGCUCAUUUUCGUCUUAAAUGAUCAUGAAAUGGACAGAGAUGUAAAUAAUGUUGUUGAAAUUGCACAUCAUGUGUUACAGAAA